Aspergillus tanneri is the source of this 1665-nucleotide messenger RNA. It is a transcript of the gene irs4, whose product is annotated as protein irs4. The transcript has a single exon. The record is from RefSeq and is a predicted model, not a curated record. Lineage: Eukaryota; Fungi; Ascomycota; Eurotiomycetes; Eurotiales; Aspergillaceae. Gene Ontology annotation, molecular function: protein binding. The coding region runs from base 1 to 1665 and encodes 554 amino acids.
AUGGCGAGCUCGACGUCCGUUCUAGACCCACGCCCAACUUCCCACUUGACCCUCAUCAAUGCCAACUCCCUGACAGCUCUACAAGGGGCCGUUACUGCCUUCCAUGGAAUACCUUCAAGGGGCGUUUCUCCUGCUGCUACUCAAAGAACUUGCACAGCCAUGGGUGCUGGCCGUGGUUCCGAACCUCACUCUGAGGUCGAUUCCCCGGAACUUGGCUCUGUGAAAGACAAGAUUGGGAGGUUUACGUCACAACCACAACUCUUGAGGCUACGGAAUACAUCUGAGAAAGAGCGCAUGGAUACUCCAACUUCCAAGCAACGAUCUAUGCAUCAGAUCGCUGCUCAGCUUGCUGCGGAGAAAUCCGCAAUGUCACGCGAGACGACAAAAACAUACCCAGGGUUUGUCUGUUCGACGCAAGAUGUAAAUAAGAUUCAAAUUCCGCCUGUCCAAAACUCCAGAAACCAAUAUGUGGAUCUAUUAACCGGGAAUGACUAUCCUGUAGAGGGUCCGGAAACGAACAAUGAAGUGCCUCCAAGUACGUCUUCAGACGAGAAACGAUUGCCAGCUAGAACUGGGUCUAUUCAAUGGAAGCCAUUAGAGGAGACAUCUAUACCGCCAGAACCUGAACCACUGAUUGUGGUGAAACCCCGUCCUACUCCACCGGUGCCUCGAAAUACUCGCCAUGUGACUGGAAUACCAAACCCAACCCCUACAAGUGCUCCCCUCAUUCAAAGCCAAAUGUCGAGUCGCGAACCAUCACUAAGCUCCCGUUCUUCUGUUCGCUCCAAGACCUCGACUGCCUUCUCAGACGACAAUCCACCUCCCCUCCCGGCUCGACCAGGCGGGCCAUCUUUACGCAGCAGGAAUAUGAGGGACUAUCGACAACUUCUUAAUAACAAUGAGUCUCCAAGCCGGACGCUAAGCCCGAGUAUCGCGUCCAUAUAUGGGCGUUCUCAACAUAAUAGCAGCCCCAGCCUGAUAGAUAUGGACGAAGAAGCUCUUUCGAAUGCAAUAGUUGCAUCAUCGUUGGCAUCCAGCAGAUCGUCACCAACGAACAAAAUUCCUCCCCCUCCUCCGCCACAGCGCCGGCCAAGAUCUCAUUCAAUAUUAAGCAUGCACUCUGGCCAAAAUGAGCUCUCGCGGACUUCCAGCCCCUCUAGCACCUUGCGGCAGACUCUCCGCACUCCAGCCAAGUCGGACGAGGAGGAGGAUUAUCGCAGUCGACACAGAAAGCACCUCAUUCGCAAACAUCCACACAAACAUCAUGAGGGAGAUCGAAAGAGAUGGCGGAGUGAGAUUACAGAGAAGGAGCGAAAACGGUACGAGGGGGUCUGGGCCGCCAAUAAGGGGUUACUUCUGACUCCUGAUCUACUGGCAAUAGAACCGUCCAGCUAUCCUACGGCUGUCUCGGAAAUGGUUGCGAAUGUCGUGGUCCGGGACAUCUGGUCUCGAAGUCGCUUACCAGCCUCUUUCUUGGAGCAGAUAUGGAAUCUCGUCGAUGGCCAUAAGCUUGGGGCCUUGACAAAGGAAGAAUUUGUCGUUGGCAUGUGGCUGAUUGAUCAACAAUUAAAAGGACACAAACUUCCCGUCAAGGUACCGGACAGUGUGUGGGCAAGCGUGAAGCGAGUGCCUGGUAUUACACUCUCCGAGUUCAGCUUGAUCUAA